Leptosomus discolor (cuckoo roller) is the source of this 588-nucleotide messenger RNA. The record is from RefSeq and is a predicted model, not a curated record. Lineage: Eukaryota; Metazoa; Chordata; Aves; Leptosomiformes; Leptosomidae.
GUGCUGCAGAACCAGCUGCUGUCCGGCUCGUGAACGGUCCACAACUUUUUUCUUGCGGAGUCGAGGUGCUUCAUGAGCAGCGGUGGGGAACCGUGUGUGAUGACAACUGGGAUAUAGCUGAAGCCAGUGUUGUGUGCAGGCAACUGGGCUGCGGGACAGUGCUGUUAGCCCCUGGUUCAGCUCAUUUUGGGCAAGGGCGUGACCCAAUCUGGCUGGACAAUGUGGCUUGUUUAGGGAACGAAGCUGCCCUCUCUGAGUGUAAGGCUAAUUCUUGGGGGUCCCAUAACUGCAAUCAUGGAGAAGAUGCUGGUGUAGUGUGCUUAGGUAAGCCUCUCUCUGUAAUAGCUCCACUGAGGUUAAUGAAUGGACCAAAUCGUUGCAGUGGGAGAGUUGAAGUUUUUUAUGGCCAGCAGUGGGGAACCGUAUGUGAUGACAGCUGGGAUAUAAGUGAUGCUGAAGUUGUUUGCCAGCAGUUGGGCUGUGGGAAAGCCCUAUCCAUUCAGGACUCAGCUUAUUUUGGAGAAGGAUCUGGCCCAAUCUGGCUGGAUGAGGUGAACUGCAUAGGGACUGAAAGUGCCCUCUCCAGAU